AUUUCGUGCUGUUCUUUUCUUGGUUUCUUGCUUAUAUUCAGGGGAAAGCACUAGUGAUGAGGGUUAAGGGCUUUCACUUAUUGUCAACCAUAAAAACAAAGGAAAAAAUGGAAUGAGCUUCAUUUCAUUUGGGACUAAAAAUAUACUUGUGAUUUGAUCUGAUAGAUCAGAAUUCUUGUAGCCCUGAUUUCUAUUUUCUUGCAUUGUGGGAACAAAUGUUAGUUACUCUAAAUUGAUGAAAAGGAUGGUGGUGCCCACAUGGGUUUACUCUUAGCGUAUGGUAUCAUCUUGGGUAUUGCUUCAGUGAGAAUCUGCACCUAAUUCUUGGUACUUUUCAGCAACCCAACACAAGAAGUUCAUACAAUGAGUAUGGAUCUUGGCUAUGGAAAGUGUUGGAGCACUUCAAAGAAGGAUUCUUGGAAGACUACUCUGCUAUUAGCUUACCAGAGUCUUGGUGUAGUCUAUGGGGACCUCAGCAUUUCCCCUCUGUAUGUGUACAAGAGCACAUUUGCAGAAGACAUUCAUCACUCAGAAACAAAUGAAGAGAUCUUUGGUGUUCUUUCUUUUGUUUUCUGGACUUUAACUCUGGUCCCUCUGUUCAAAUAUGUCUUUAUAGUGCUUCGAGCCGAUGACAACGGAGAAGGUGGUACUUUUGCUCUGUAUUCUCUAAUAUGCAGGCAUGCGAAAGUUGGCCUUCUCCCGAACCGACAGCUCGCUGAUGAAGCUCUAUCGACAUAUAAACUCGAGCGCCCUCCAGAGACGAAGAACAGUUCAAAGGUGAAAACGGUGCUUGAGAAUCAUAAGUCAUUGCAUAUUGCUUUGCUAAUUCUGGUUCUACUAGGGACUUGUAUGGUUAUUGGAGAUGGGCUACUCACUCCAGCAAUAUCCGUUUUUUCUGCUGUUUCUGGCCUUGAGUUAUCAAUGUCUAAGGAUCACCACCAAUAUGCAAUGAUUCCAAUUACUUGCUUCAUAUUAGUGUGCCUAUUUGCUUUACAACACUACGGCACCCAUCGCGUCGGCUUCUGCUUUGCGCCAAUAGUGUUGACUUGGUUAUUAUGCAUCAGUGGUCUUGGCUUGUAUAAUAUCUUUCACUGGAAUCGACAUGUGUACCAAGCGCUUUCCCCUACUUACAUGAUAAGGUUCUUGAAGAAGACUAGAAAAGGUGGAUGGAUGUCUUUGGGUGGCAUUCUUUUGUGCAUAACAGGCUCCGAAGCCAUGUUUGCUGAUCUUGGCCAUUUCUCAUAUGCAGCAAUUCAGAUAGCUUUCACCUUUUUGGUUUAUCCGGCGCUAAUAUUGGCAUAUAUGGGUCAAGCAGCUUUCUUAUCAAGGCAUCAUCACACAAUCCACAAGAUUGGGUUUUACGUGUCGGUUCCAGAAAGUGUGAGAUGGCCAGUGCUCGUAGUGGCAAUACUCGCUUCAGUUGUGGGGAGUCAAGCAAUCAUCAGCGGGACAUUCUCUAUAAUCAACCAAAGUCAGUCGCUUGGUUGUUUUCCAAGGGUUAAGGUUGUUCACACCUCUGAAAAGAUACACGGUCAGAUUUACAUACCGGAGAUCAACUGGAUGCUCAUGAUCCUGUGCAUUGCAGUAACCAUUGGAUUUCGAGACAUAAAACACAUGGGAAACGCAUCAGGAUUGGCGGUAAUGGCAGUGAUGCUGGUGACCACUUGCCUAACUUCACUAGUAAUCAUUCUCUGUUGGCACAAGCCUCCACUUGUGGCCUUGUGUUUCCUGCUCUUCUUCGGAUCCAUUGAGUUGCUAUACUUCUCUGCUUCCCUCAUUAAGUUCCUCGAAGGUGCCUGGCUCCCGAUCCUGCUCGCUCUCUUCCUUGUCACGGUCAUGUUUGUUUGGCACUAUGCUACCAUCAAGAAGUACGAAUACGACCUCCACAACAAGGUUUCACUGGAAUGGCUGUUAGCCUUAGGUCCCAGCUUAGGAAUCGCUCGGGUUCCAGGAAUUGGCCUUGUAUUCACUGAUCUCACCUCUGGUAUUCCUGCCAAUUUCUCUCGUUUUGUGACCAAUCUCCCUGCCUUCCAUCGUAUCCUCGUUUUCGUUUGUAUAAAAUCCGUCCCCGUGCCGUUUGUACCCCCAGCCGAGAGGUAUCUCGUAGGCCGUGUUGGCCCAGCAACUCAUCGCUCUUAUAGGUGCAUUGUUCGUUAUGGAUACCGGGAUGUUCACCAGGACAUUGACUCAUUCGAGUCUGAACUCGUCAGCAGGCUGGCUGACUUCAUACGCUAUGACUGGUACAAGACACAUGGAAUCAUAGAUCCAUGCAACGAGGAUGACGGCUCUCGAUCCAUUGCAUCGUCAAGCGAGUGCAGGUUAGCCGUGAUAGGGACGGUUGCUUUUUCUGGCACAUCAGCAUUUGAGAUUGAGGACAGUGUUGAACCUGCCAGUGUCUCGGUCGGUUUUCCAACAGUCAACAGUGUAACCGAUGUUAUUGAGAUGGAGUCGUCGGGUGUGGUGGAAAGACGGGUGAGAUUUGUUCUUGACAACGAAUCUGAAACCAACGGCCGAUCCGAAAUGGAGGUUCAGCUCCAGGAAGAGCUGAAGGACUUGUAUGAAGCCCAGCAAUCAGGGACUGCGUUUAUCCUUGGGCACUCUCACGUCCGGGCGAAACAAGGGUCCUCUCUGUUGAAGAGGGUGGCCAUAAAUUUUGGGUAUAAUUUCCUUAGAAGGAAUUGUAGGGGGGCAGAUGUGGCUCUGAAGGUGCCCCCAGCAUCUCUACUUGAGGUUGGCAUGGUUUAUAUUGUUUAAGAAAUGAAGUUCAGAUCUCAGGUAUAGUGUGUGUGUGCGUGUAGAAGUGAAGUGUAUGAGCAAGCUGAUCUUCUGCAAAUAUUUAUAGGGAGAAGAGUUGGGUUCCUCUUUGUGCUGUCCUGUAAAGCUAAUACUUUCUGUGUUAAUAUUUGCUUUCUUGGUUUGGAAUUGGUGGAGUAGCUCAUCCCAAUGGAAAUUCUAACCUAAGUCUGGUUUGGUCGGACUUGAAUCAGUUAUACGUCAAGUGUAAUAUACGCGGUGUGAUUGGUGUA
This is a messenger RNA of Sesamum indicum (sesame), 3026 nucleotides long. RefSeq names its product potassium transporter 2 (gene KT2). Lineage: Eukaryota; Viridiplantae; Streptophyta; Magnoliopsida; Lamiales; Pedaliaceae. Gene Ontology annotation, biological process: potassium ion transmembrane transport. The record is from RefSeq and is a predicted model, not a curated record. Gene Ontology annotation, cellular component: plasma membrane. Gene Ontology annotation, molecular function: potassium ion transmembrane transporter activity.